Molecule: messenger RNA, 1218 nt
Organism: Cladophialophora psammophila CBS 110553
Lineage: Eukaryota; Fungi; Ascomycota; Eurotiomycetes; Chaetothyriales; Herpotrichiellaceae
Exons: 2
Coding region: 1-1218 (405 amino acids)
Biological process (GO): peptidyl-arginine methylation
Cellular component (GO): cytoplasm; nucleus
Molecular function (GO): protein arginine N5-methyltransferase activity
Source: RefSeq, a predicted model, not a curated record
AUGGCCGAUCUGGCCUCGGAAGAGGACAUUCUCCUCGCAAGACGCAUAAUUUCGGCUGCAGCGCGCCACGACGUGGCGGCUCUCGAGAUCCUUCUCAAACAGGGUUCGGCGAACGCGCAGGAUGCCAAAGCGCCCGUGGCGUCGUCGCCGCUGCACGCCGCGAUCGUAGCGUCAGGUAAGGCCGUGGAUGGAAAAGAGGCUGGCGAUGAUGCGGUCCGGACGGUGGAGCUGUUGCUGGAGAACGGCGCGAUCUGGAACGAUUUGAACGGCGAGGAUGAGACGCCUGGGUGCAUUGCGUUGCGGCUCGGACAGAAGAAGAUCUACGACAUGAUGGUUGAUGCCGGUGUGCGUGCCGAACUUCUCUUUUCCAAGAUGGAGACCCUUGGGCUAGACGAAGAUGAGGAUGAGGACAGCGGUGACGACAACGACGAAGAGAAUGACGACCACGAAACAGGCGACAAACAGCCGGCACCCAAGAGACAGAAACUUUCCAACGAAGUCCAAGGGAUGCAGCCGGUAGGCGAAGAGAAAGCCCUCGACGACGUCUCGCUAGACAAUCGAGCAUACUUGAAGAGUCGACUGCGGUACAAGCCCGGAAUACUGCUCGACGAAAGCGACAACGCUGUGAUGAUGGACUGGGAGACACAGAUAAUGCAACGGCACGCCGAAACCCUGAUACCCAAGGCCGGCCUCAAGGUGAUGAACGUGGGCCACGGCAUGGGCAUAGUCGACACGGCGAUCCAGACACACGACCCCGCCGAACACCACAUUGUCGAAGCACAUCCGCAAGUGCUCCAGCGACUGCGCGACCAAGGCUGGUACGACAAACCCAACGUCACCAUCCACGAAGGGAGAUGGCAGGACGUCCUCCCGAAACUGGUCGAGAAGGGCACGGUGCAGCUCGACGCGAUCUACUACGACACCUUCGCUGAAGACUACAAAGCGCUGAGGGAGUUCUUUUCAGAAUACGUCGUCCAGCUCCUCAGCCCCGGAGGACGGUUCGGCUGGUACAACGGACUCGGCGCGGACCGGCAGAUUUGCUACGACGUAUACACAAAGGUCGCGGAGAUCGAUCUCCACCAGGCGGGAUUCGAAACUCGGUGGGAAGACAUCACCGUCCCCGCAGACCUGCAUGGAAGCAAGCAGUGGGAGGGCACGAGGCGGCCGUACUGGACGAUUGACGUAUAUCGGUUGCCAGUAAACACGUUCGCCAAGUGA